This is a messenger RNA of Galendromus occidentalis (western predatory mite), 1531 nucleotides long. RefSeq names its product gamma-soluble NSF attachment protein. The transcript has 6 exons. Bases 114 to 1037 code for a protein of 307 amino acids. Lineage: Eukaryota; Metazoa; Arthropoda; Arachnida; Mesostigmata; Phytoseiidae. Gene Ontology annotation, biological process: intracellular protein transport. Gene Ontology annotation, cellular component: SNARE complex; vacuolar membrane. Gene Ontology annotation, molecular function: syntaxin binding; soluble NSF attachment protein activity. The record is from RefSeq and is a predicted model, not a curated record.
GGCAGAUGUUGACUGUUGACAGAUCCUUUCGCUCGAAGUGGCUGGAAAACAGGAAUCGCUCGGCGUGAGGAGCGAGCGUGUUCUUUGUGGCUUAGAUCUAAACCUACGGCAAGAUGAGCGCAAAAGAAGUCGAGCUGGAGCAGUGUCUGGCAGAAGCCGAGAAACAUCUGAAAACAUCUUUUCUGAAGCGACAACCUAAUUACGAGUUGGCGGCGGAUCGAUACCAACGAGCGGCUCAGCUGGCUCGCGGGCAAAAUGAGAAGCAGCGAGAUCUUCUAUUGAAAGCAGCGGACUGUUUUGUGAAACAAGGCUCUUUCUAUUCUGCCGGGAAGCAGGUUGAAGCGGCUGCUCUAGUCUCCAGAGAUAUGAAAGACUUUGCCCAAGUCGCCGCUCUAUUCGAGAGAGCAAGCAAUCUUUUCGUCCAGCACAGGAGUAUCGAUUCCGCCGCGUUGGUCCUGGAGAGGGGUGCCAAAAUCUUGGAACAGCAAGAGAGCCACUGGAAGGAUGCGAUCGCCUUCUACAAACGUGGGGCCGAGCUUGCUCUCAUGGAAGAGAAAAAUCGUCAAGCGGGGGAAUUCUACGGGAACGCUCUAAAGAUGGCUCUGAAACUCAAGGACUACGAUGACGCUCUCAACAUGGUGCUCCGACAGCGCGAAAGCUAUGAACAGGACGGAGCCAGUGGCGACUUAUCCGGACGACUUGUCGUUUAUCAAAUUCUCAUCCAGAUCGCCCGCGGGGAUGAGAUCGCCGCCCAGAAAGCUCUCCGCGACGGCUCCGGCUGGCUCGAUCAGGAGCAAUACGAUAUCAUGAGUACACUUCUCAAGGGCUUCGAUGAACGUGAACCCGACCUGAUCGUCCACGCGUUGAAUCAUCCCUUCCUUAAACACAUGGACACCGAGAUGGCGAAGGUUGCCAGGAAUCUUCGGCAGAUGCACCUGGAGAAAGCCGAGAACGAAAAACAGGCUAGCGCUUCAACUUCCAAUGCGGAAGCAGAAGCAGGGAACGACAAUGGUUUUGAUGCCAGUGAGCUCCUCUAAGAACGUAGACCAUGCCGAAGUGCGGCAGUCGAGGAGAACGAAUCGUGGUCAUAUCUCAUACUGGCGAAAAAGUCAACGCAGCUGACCGCUCUCGGCGGUCUUGCCUCUAUCUGUGAGGGGUUUGGGACCCGUUGCUGCUAACUGUCAGAGCGUCGAUUAGGGCUGCUGACAUGGAGUCAGGCGGAAGUGGGUCCCUUAGGAUAGAAACACCGAGUUUUAUUCCAUUCGCGUCGAAGCUGGAGCAAGGAACGGGAGGGAGGAGCGAUCUGCUCAAUGAUUCUGUUCCGAGUAUUAGAAACGUUCCCCAUUGAUUUGGGGCGUGUACAUGCUUAAUAUGUUAUUGACGGGUAUUGAAACCUGUGUGUGUCUGAUCGAGUAGGUGCAAAGAUUUGUUGUGGACAUCUUGUCGACGGUCUGUCGAAUUUUGCCGUCAAGCUCGUUUGACAGCUCUUGUUUCGGAACAACGCAAUAAAGACAAUGAAUAAGUUGAGCCU